AUGCCUUGGUUUAGUGCUCCCCAAUGCUUGGGCAGGCGGGCUAACAAGCGUUCUCAUGAAAAUGCUUUUGCCUCAAGGCCGCUACACCCGCCGCCUGCAACGUCUGUCAAAUCGACAGUGUUAUCCAGACUAUGGACCCUGUUUUUCCCGACAAAGGAUCCAGAUAUUACUUCCCUUUCUCCUCGCGAAGAGGAGCUGACGACUAGCCAGCAUACUCUUGUCCAGGAAAGCAACGUGAAGCCCGAAAUCACUAUAACACAACUACAGCGUGACCUACCCUUCACACCCCCAAGUCCACUGCCUAGCCAGCGUACUCUCACUCAGAAAAGCGACGUGAAGCCUUCCACAACACACUUGGCAUAUGAGCCACACCCGGGCAAACUAUGGCAUGACCUACCCUUCACACCCCCAAGUCCACCGCCCAGCCAGCGGAUUUUUGCUCAGGAAAGCAACGCGAAGCCUUCCUCCGAAAUAACCACCAAACACCUGCCACACCCAGCCAAAGGCUUGAAUUCACGAACGCGCAACUCUCCUGACUUGCCUCAAUUUGGAAAUGCUAUUGAAAGUCAACCCUGGGUUACAUACAACACAGAGUCAGGUGACAUUGAAGUGGAACAUGACGGUUCUGUUCACAAGAUACCCUUUCAACUUUGCGUGAUUACGCACACUGGGUGCCUACCGCAGUAUGAGACCGACAAUAUCAAGGUCCGUCUUCUCACCCCGGGUUUUGUUGUCGCAAAGUGUACAGCGCGGGUUCCGUAUGUGGUUGCUCAAUCGCGAUUGCCUGGACUACCCAAACUGCCCCAAUGGACCGAAGCGUCGGAACGAGACUCGAAUUUGUACUGGUUCAACCGUUAUGUCUGA
Messenger RNA from Aspergillus calidoustus, 864 nucleotides. The record is from the annotation of a GenBank genome assembly. NCBI's taxonomy places the organism in Eukaryota, Fungi, Ascomycota, Eurotiomycetes, Eurotiales, Aspergillaceae.